Molecule: messenger RNA, 1574 nt
Organism: Chiroxiphia lanceolata (lance-tailed manakin)
Lineage: Eukaryota; Metazoa; Chordata; Aves; Passeriformes; Pipridae
Gene: OSGEP
Product: O-sialoglycoprotein endopeptidase
Exons: 12
Coding region: 289-1296 (335 amino acids)
Biological process (GO): tRNA threonylcarbamoyladenosine modification
Cellular component (GO): EKC/KEOPS complex; cytoplasm
Source: RefSeq, a predicted model, not a curated record
CGCCCGCCGUACCUCAGCGCCCCCCCUCCUCUCCUCUCAGCCAAUCGGCGGCCGCCGCGAGCGGCGCGAGCGCUUCCCGCGCGCGGGAACUACUCAAUGGAACCGGUGGGCAGCGCGUGGGGCGGGGGGCGUGGCCGGAAGCGGAAACGGGCGGCGUCACGUGACACGAGAAGGCGGAGCCGCCGUGAGGGGAGGGCGGAAGUGACGUCACGGCGCGGGAGCGAGGAGCGGCGGGAGGAAGACCCGGGAGCUCCGUGACGUCAUUUCCCCCGGGGGCCGUGUGACGUCAUGCCGACCGUGCUGGGCCUGGAGGGCUCCGCCAACAAGGUGGGCGCGGGGGUCGUGCGGGACGGCGCCGUCCUGAGCAACCGCCGCGCCACCUACGUCACCCCGCCGGGACACGGGUUCGCCCCCGGCCCCACCGGGCGGCACCACCGCGAGCGGCUCCUCGACCUGGUCGGGGCCGCGCUCCGGGACGCGGGAGUGGGGCCGGCCGAGCUCGAUGGGGUGGCCUUCACCAAAGGUCCGGGCAUGGGUGCCCCGCUGGCCGUGGUGGCCACGGUGGCCCGCACGCUGGCCCAGCUGUGGGCGCUGCCCCUGCUCGCCGUCAACCACUGCGUGGGGCACAUCGAGAUGGGGCGGCUGCUCGGGGCCGCCCCCGACCCCGCCGUGCUCUACGUCAGCGGCGGAAACACGCAGGUGAUCUCGUACUCGCGGCGCCGGUACCGGAUCCUGGGGGAGACCCUGGACGUGGCCGUGGGAAACUGCAUCGACCGCCUGGCCCGGCUGCUGCAGAUCCCCAACGACCCCAGCCCCGGGUACAACGUGGAGCAGUUGGCCAAGAGGGGCCGCCGGCUGGUCCCGCUGCCCUACGUGGUGAAGGGUCUCGACGUGUCCUUCUCGGGGCUCCUUUCUCACCUCCAGGCGGUGACCCCAAAGCUGUUGGAGUCGGGGGAGGCGACGCCGGAGGACCUUUGCUUCUCCCUGCAGGAGACGGUGUUUGCGAUGCUGAGCGAGGUCACCGAGCGCGCCCUGGCCCUGACCCGCGCCCGGCACCUCCUGCUCGUGGGCGGCGUGGCCUGUAACCAUCGGCUCCAGGAGAUGCUCCAGACCAUGUGCAGGGCCCGGGGGGCGGAGCUCUGCCCCACUGACGACAGGUACUGCAUCGACAACGGCGCCAUGAUCGCCCAGGCCGGGUGGGAGAUGCUGCGGGCGGGGCAGGUGACCGAGCUCAGCCAAUCGGGGAUCACCCAGAGGUACCGCACGGACGAGGUGGAGGUGACCUGGAGGGACUGAGGGGCAAUGAAGGCGGAGCCGUCGCGCCACGAGGAUCCCGACUUCGUAAAAGCGCCUUUAGUUGUAUUUUUGAAUGGAAUUUCUCCUUCUAAAACUUGUUUUCGCGUUUUUAUAUAGUUGUUCGUUGGUCUUAAUCAGUUUUUGGGGGUGUUUUUUGCUUAUUGGAGGUUUUUUAUCUCAGGAGUUUUACCCACAGUUUCCCCCCCACCCAUUUGUCCACCUUCCCCCUUUGAAAGUCACCUGAAACGUACAGUAAAAUUAUAGAUCUGUAAACUUUU